UUUCACGACACGGUGAUGGGUGAACGGCCAGUUGUGGCAGUUUACAGUAGUCACUAAAUGUCAAUAGCUGAUGGAUAGUUCACCGAAGUUAUAUUUAUGACAAAAAGAGUAUCAUAAAUUUCAUGAACUAAUUUGAGCUUUUACGAAAUACACGUAACUAAUAAAAGCCAAUAUGAAUAAACAGUUUAAAGGCAUUUUGUUCUGUGUAGUGACAGCGUGGGCAAUAUGUGCUGUUAUCGGACAUUCGCAUUCACACGGCGGCGCCGGAGACGAAUCUCCAGCGCAUAAAUACAGUAAAGAUGCAAAUGAAAAAUACAACGAACAACGAGCAGAGCAAUCUGAAUCCAAUUAUGAUUUGUACGUAAAAGCCUUAGGUUCUACAAUCUUUAUUAGUAUAGUGCCGUUUUUAAUAUUGUUCUACAUACCGAUAGAUGGAACCGUUGAAAAACAACCGCUUUUAAAAGUUUUGUUGUCUUUUGCUUCUGGUGGGCUACUUGGUGAUGCAUUCCUACAUUUGAUACCACAUGCUCUUAUGGCUCAACAUAGUGGUACAGGACAAAGUCACAGCCAUAGUCAUACUCACAGUGAAAAUGAACAUGAACCCCAUGACAUGACUGUAGGACUGGGUGUCCUAGGAGGAAUUAUUACUUUUCUAGCUGUAGAGAAAACAGUACGUCUUUUUAAUGCAGGACAUGGCCAUUCACAUGGUAGUGAUAAGAAAAAGUCUGAUGACAAGGCCAAGAAAUCAAACAAAAAUAAAAAGGAUGAAAUAAAAGUAGCUGGUUAUUUAAAUCUUGCUGCUGAUUUUACCCAUAACUUCACUGAUGGAUUAGCAAUUGGGGCAUCUUACAUUGCAGGCCAGAAUAUAGGGCUGAUUACAACUGUUACUAUUUUACUACAUGAAAUUCCACAUGAAAUAGGAGAUUUUGCUAUUCUGGUGCAGUCUGGAUGUUCACGAAGAAAAGCUAUGAUGUUGCAGUUGUUGACAGCCUUUGGAGCUAUAUCAGGCACAGUCAUUUCUAUAUAUCUUCAAGGGUCUGGAGAUGGUAUUGUGUCCUCCCUUAUCUUACCAUUCACAGCUGGAGGUUUUAUAUACAUUGCUACUGUGUCUGUUAUACCAGAACUAUUAGAAGGAUCAAAUAAACUUGUACAAUCAAUGAAAGAAAUCCUUGCCCUCCUUGCUGGUGUUUAUAUGAUGGUGAUCAUUGCACAGUAUGAAUAAGAUAAACAUAUUAUAUAUAUUGUAUACAAACUAAAUAAAUAUAUAUAUGCCCACAACAUGUUUUUCUAGUAAAUGAAUAAAACAUCA
Pararge aegeria (speckled wood butterfly) is the source of this 1309-nucleotide messenger RNA. It is a transcript of the gene Catsup, whose product is annotated as protein catecholamines up. Bases 173 to 1222 code for a protein of 349 amino acids. Gene Ontology annotation, molecular function: zinc ion transmembrane transporter activity. Gene Ontology annotation, cellular component: membrane. Lineage: Eukaryota; Metazoa; Arthropoda; Insecta; Lepidoptera; Nymphalidae. The transcript has a single exon. Gene Ontology annotation, biological process: zinc ion transmembrane transport; intracellular zinc ion homeostasis. The record is from RefSeq and is a predicted model, not a curated record.